GUGCUGAUAAAAUAGGACUCGGUUGGAGACUUGGUUUAAAACCAAGAAAUCAUAUGUACAUUAGGACUGGUCAUGAAUAAUUAAACAAGACAAAACAACUCCUGUCUUGUUGGGAAAACCGAAAUUGUGUGGCUUCGAUCCGAAUCUAAUAAAUGGAUUGUACAACACCAAAUGUGACAAAACAUGGCUGCCGACGUAUUUGGUGAUGCGAGUUUAUUUUCUGAAUUUGAAAAAGACCGCGAAACUCAGCGAUUUCUUGACGAUGCCGAUGCCUCAGAAGAUGUGAAAAAUACGAAAGAUGAAGAAAAUGAUGCUAUAUCUAUUGAUAAUGGCGACAGCAGUUCAGAACCAGACGACUGUGACGUCAAAACCGCAGUUUCGGUUUCUGGUGAAGUCGAUGAUGGAUCUGAUGAAAUGGAAACGGGGGAAGAAACAGUAUCAAAAACUACACAGCACAAGAUUAUAUAUGAAAGAAAUAAAUUUCGUUCUUUUGCUAAAAUAAUAGAUUCAACAAAAUAUGUACCUGAUGACCAGAGUCCAGCAGUUCAGAUUUUAUUCCAAAAUAACAAAUUUUCACGGAAUCACAGAGCAGAGAUUGAAGACUUUAUAUUGAAUUUAAUGGAUCGAGAUCGACACGAAGAAUAUAACCACGGAGAGUUGAAUCUGCCAAAACUAAAUCUGAAAGCUUCAACGCCAACGUGCGUAGAUAUCAACGAGAAAUUACCAGUGGAAAAAAGAACGGCCGAGAUGUGGGAUGCUCAUGCUAUCAUUGGCUGUGCACAGUUUCAUCAGCUGUUUAUGGUGGAUUCUCGGGGAUGGCCUCUUCUACCUGGUUCUUCAGACCAUUCUGUUACUUGGGAUUUCAUCAAGUUUGAACAAUUAUUUGAGACUCCAUUACCAGUGGAUGAAGAAGAUUUAAAGAUUGUGAAAAGGGAUCAGAAAAAGAAAAAUGGCUGCUUUAAUUGUGGGGGAGAACAUAACUUAAACGACUGCCCCACACCCAAAGACCAGAACAAAAUACGCGAAAAUCGACGCAAGUUCCAGGAUGCAAGUUCUGUGCCGAAAUUAAGCUUGUCUAAAAAUUAUUCAGAUUUCGAAGACAAUCCCCGAUUUAAAAAGUUUCGACCAGGUGAAAUAAGUGAUGAACUUUAUUCCGCGAUGGGAAUCGAUAGAUCGCAGUUGCCGAUGUAUAUAUAUAAGAUGCGGCUGUUGGGUUAUCCGCCCGGCUGGCUUUUCAGUGCUAAGAAAGGAUAUUCGUCGGGAAUUGUUAUUUUCGAUAAAGAGGGCAAAGAGACAAAUUUAAAGGGCGAGACCCUAGAAGAUGGUGAAAUAAAUGCGGAGGGAACGGAAGAUCCGCAGGUAGAGAUUGAAAAGAUUAUCGAGUAUCCCGGGUUCACGGUUCCGUUACCAGAUGGCGUUGUAGAUGAUUGUCAACAUUUUAACAUGCCGCCAUUACAAACACAUCAGUUGAAAAAUACACUUGAAAGACAGGUCAGUGUUCAAGAAGAUAUGAAAAAACGUAAAGCCGAGCAAGAAGAUGAGGUAAAAAGAAAGAGAAUUCGUAUGAUAAAUAAAGAAGCAGACAUGGAGAUGAGUGAUGAGGAGGAUGAUACAGAGACUUCUGGAACAGAUUCUGAUUUCCGUCCUCCGUUGCCAGUCAACACACCUCCAACCAAACCCCCAAUACCAGUCGGAACUCCCCCUAUUACACCUGUUAGUCAACGAGGUCCUCUUUAUCACCCAACUCUUGCUAAUUUAACCCCGCCUCAUUUUGAUGGGAGUAAUCCCCCUUUACCGGACUACACACCACCUUGUCGUCCUCCAAUCCCUGAUGGCACACCCCCUCCUACGCCCCCUGUAAGCCUUACUUUGAGAUCAAAAUCCCAGGAAUCGAACGGAAACGACAGUCCUAGUUUUGAAAAUCUACAGGCAAAGUAUCAGGAGAUCUUGGAACAGCUAAAUGAAGACGGCAGCUCUCAAUCUGAAAGUGAAAUCAAUUCUGUUGUUAUGGUGGAAGCGAGCGAGGAAUCAGACAAUUCCACUGUGCCUCUCAGCCGACAGACAACUAACAAUUCUGAUACGUCUGUGCGUACAUUGUCACGAGCGAGCAGCACUUUAUCAAUACAAUCAUUAGACGAAUCAGGACUAGCACGCGGGAACUCUUUAACAAAAGAGUUCGGAACGCCCAUCCUUGAGGUGUCGACAAGUGUUUCGCAACUUCCAAAUCGCAAUAACUUCAAACAAGGCGCUGAAGAACAUUUAUUGUUUGAGAACUUACCUGGUUCGACAGGAACAUUCUCCAAGAUCAGGCAACUUAUGGGGAAAAUUAAAUCAAAAAUAGGGAAGAAAUAGGUUCAUAUUAGCUAUCAAAACCCACCAGGGCUUGCCACGAGCAAAUUGGAGGCGAGUAGAUGACUACUCACGCAAAUAUAGACUUGCGCGAGUGAGGCGAGUACAUGUAUUUACUCACGCAGAAUGAUGUGCGCGAGUAGCCAUUUAAAUUUCAUGUGCCUAAUGGCAAUGCUCUUGUCAAUUCGGUGGAAGCGGACGUUGAAUAAAGCUAUUUCACACACAAUGACAAUGCAUACUCUUUUAUUUCCUUGGCAGUAAUAUUAUCUGUAAAUCGUCUUCCCAUGACAAGAACGUUGCAAGAGAAACUGGGCUUCCCUUUGCAAUCGUUGGUGUGCUGAGGGGAUUCGGCUAAAGCUUAGAAAGGUAAAAGAACAGGCAAAACAAUUUCAAUCCCAUCAAUUUGCAGAAAAGAUGCGGGAUCGAAAGAAUUGCUAUUAAUAGAAACGACAACAUCCGCUCAAUGUUUGAUUAUCCAGACACGGCAAAGGACAUCCGCUUAAAAACCGCCUGGCAGUACGUGUCUCAAAGUAUUUUUAGUAACAACAGUUGGCACUGGAAAGACACGCCGCUUGCGCAAUAGUGCAUCGAUAUGAAGGCAUACAAAUUGUUUACAGCUUUUUAUAUUACGAUAUUCAAUUAUUUCUGAUUAAAUAAUUUUUAUAUUUGCGCGAGUACUUAAUCACUCACGUAAAUUUGGUUUUAUGCGAGCGUAGCGUGCGCUCGAGUAAUUACUCGCGUCUCGUGGCAAGCCCUGCCCACCCAAAAAAUAUUUAGGUAAAAGCUCAGAAUUGUGCAGAAAAGUAGCCCAGUUGAAGUCCCCUAGUAGUAUGAGUAUUCCAAGAUCCCCUGUCAAAAGUCAAAAUCUAGAAACUCACUUUAUUAUCAAAAUUGACUUAGGACCAAAUUUGUAGUUACUAGGGUAUGUGCUUGCUGUUGUUGUACUAGAUAUUCCAAUCUUUUGAUUUUGUAAGCAGUUACACCCAUGAAACAACCAAGCAACUUCCUUCCAUUUGCCUAGUAUACCACAGAAAAGCCUAGUAACUCAAUAGUCAAAUCAGUGGAUAAGCUGGGGUUUAAUUGUUUAAUAUUCAUUCAUUACGUUUUCUCUAAAUAAGAAAAACAUGAGUUAUUAGGUGUUGCCUUUUAACGGGAGAGAUUUGAAUAAGUAGAGUCAUGGACAUUGAUGACAUCAAGAGAUUCUAGGAAAUGAGUUAUUCCUUUUGAUGGCGGAGGUAAAUAUGAUGCAAAUAUAAAUAGGGGGUAUCUUGUUGGGAUUGUUAUCAAAACUCACCAAAAAAAAUGUUGCAGAAAAGUAGCCCAGACGUUUAUAUCUAAAAGCUGUGUAAAAGAUUUCUGGGAUGGUAUUUACGACAGAUAGUUUUUCUAGUUCUUGGUUUUGCUUGUGGACUCGGAGGAGGAUGCAUUUGUUCAUGUAAUGAUAAAGUAAUUUUAUUCCCAAAACAUUAAAUUACAACUACACAUAGAAUUUAUGGGGGAAAAUAAUUUGGACUAACAAAAAUAAGAUAUUGGGGCUUAUUCUUAAAAACUUGAAGUAAAAUAUUUUAAAGAUGCAGUGUUUUCAUUGGUCAAGGUUUAAAAUCUAACUGAAAAUUUCAGCUCUAAGACAAUGAAAAAUCUGCAUUCUUAAAAUAUUUUGAUUUAAGCUUUUGUGAAUAAGUGUUUUCAUUGGUUGAAUUUUAAAAUCUAACUGAAAAUUUCAGCUCUAAGCCAAUGAAAAACCUGCAUUCUUAAAAUAUUUUGAUUUAAGCUUUUGUGAAUAAGGCCACUGGAGUAUUUAUGGCUAAAAGAGUACAGAAAACACGAAUUUGGACUCGCUGUGGUGUUCAUUUGACUAAAAUGAUGGAUUAUUUUGGACUUGCCAUGGUGUACAUUUGACUAAUUUUAAAACUAAAAUGAUGUAUUUUGAACUCGCCAUGGUGUUCGUUUGAUUUUAAACUAAAAUGAAGGAAAAUAUUUUGGACUUGCCAUGGUGUACAUUUCACUUUAAACUAAAAUGAUGGAAUAUUUUGGACUCACCAUGGUGUACAUUUGGUCUAAGAUAAAGAAAACAAUGGAGGUCAGAUAAUUAUAAAAUUACUUGAUUUCCAAUAUUUAAUAAAUAUUUUUAAGAUUUUUCGUAACAGAUAUAUAAUAUAAAACUUUUGAGAAAGUUCUAAUGUUAUAAAAAUGUUUACAGUGCUGGAAAUUUCAAUAUGGUGCAAACAUUGUAGAUUUCAUUUCAUGUAAUGUCAUGUUUUUAUUGCUUGAAAAUUGUUUUAAAAUAAAAAUCAUUCAUUAUU
This is a messenger RNA of Patella vulgata (common limpet), 4652 nucleotides long. Its product is annotated as zinc finger CCHC domain-containing protein 8. Bases 184 to 2352 code for a protein of 722 amino acids. Gene Ontology annotation, cellular component: catalytic step 2 spliceosome. Gene Ontology annotation, molecular function: RNA binding. The record is from RefSeq and is a predicted model, not a curated record. The transcript is spliced from 4 exons. Lineage: Eukaryota; Metazoa; Mollusca; Gastropoda; Patellidae.